AUGGCGAAGCGCGACCCCAGUGCGCCUCAGCCGGAAUCAGCUGUUCGACACGUGCGCGUCUGUGUGUGUCUGUGUGUCACACAACGCAACGCGCUCUCUAACAAAACCUUGCCCUCCUCCUCCCCCCGUCAACCUGUAACUGUCUGCAAGCCACGCAAUGUCGCCACGCUGAGCCCGGGCGCGGCGGCAAAGAUUUUGAUGAAUUCGCCGCUCGUUGCCGCCAAAGCGCUCGAGGCCUCGGGUCGGGCCGUGAGAAGCCUGCGUUGCCUGAAAAGCCUGCGGCGAUUGAGCAGCGGGACGCGGCGAGACGCGCAGCCUCGAAGCGCUGCGGCGUCGGCGUCGUGGGCGGCGUCUCGACUCGCCAAUAAGUUUCCGAGCGCCGCCGAGAUGAACGCGGGCCCCGCCUCGACUCCAGGCUCACAGCCGACCCUGAAGCACCUCAAGAGCAGAGACAAGAGGCGCACGGCCGGCGCUGUGUAUGCCCUCACACACACGCCGUCCUGGGUCUUCCUGCAGGUGGUGAACUCUGGGCAGAGGGGGUCCGGACCAGCACUCUUCUUGUUCUCAGACUUCAACAGAUAUCUCUUCAACUGUGGAGAAGGGGUCCAGAGGGUGAUGAUGGAACACAAGCUCAAAAUGUCUCGGCUUGACAAGAUUUUCUUCACGAGGAUGAGCUGGAACAACGUGGGAGGACUUUCUGGAAUGAUUCUUACCAUGAAAGACAUCAACAUUCCCGAGUGCAGCUUGUUUGGACCCCCGCAGCUUGAGAGGUAUCUGGAAGGAGUCAACGUGUUUGCUGCCAACAUCCACGACCUCAAGUUGGUGGUGGAGCCGUGCACGGAGAUGGAGUCGGUGGAUGAGACGAUGGCGGUGCAACAGAUCCCCAUCCUCGGAGACGACUCCAAGGCUGACGACCCUUCGCUGACCGUGGCGUACCUGUGCAAGCUCCAUGAACGCAAAGGCAGCUUCCUUCUGACGAACGCCAAGGCCCUGGGACUGCCCAUAGGAACUAAAGACCUGGGACCCAUGGUCACAGAUUUUAAAAACGGCAAGUCUGUGGUGUUCAACGGACGAGAGAUCCGUCCGGAGGAGGUGCUGACGCCCUCGGACCCGGGCCCCAUGUUCCUGGUCGUGGAAUGUCCGGACGCGUCCUUCGUGAGCCCCGUCACCUCCAACGCCGCCCUCCACCGGUACCAGGCGGGCGGGGAUCAGAGCCGGCUCUCCCUGGUCGUGCACAUGGCGCCAGACCACGUGGUCUGCCACCCGCUCUACCAGGACUGGAUGCAGAGGUUUGGCGACUCCACCGAGCACCUGUUGCUGAACGAGCGGACCGAGUCGCUGCACCACCUCCGCAGCCUCCAGAUCCAGACGCAGCUGCACCUGGUGCACCCCCGCGUCUUCCCCACGCUGCACGGGCCCGGCCCCUCCCCCACGGCCUCCGAGAAGCGCCCCGAUUUCAAGCUGCCGCUCGUGAUGGGCGAGUGCCUCCUCAAGUACCAGCUGAGGCCCAAGGUCACGUGGCAGAGGAACUUGCUGCCGGUGCUGGACGAGGAGCAGUGUCGCCAGGAGGCGAUGGAAUGUGCCGAGUUCGCUGCGAGGGUCGGGGAGAUCGAGGCCGGCAGUGACGCCGCCGCAGAGGGAGCUUCACGGUGGCCGGAGGUCGUGUUCCUGGGCACGGGCUCCGCGAUGCCGAUGAAGACGCGGAACGUCAGCGCCACCCUCCUGCGCGUGAGCGCUGAGCGAGCGGUGAUGCUGGACUGCGGGGAGGGGACGCUGGGCCAGCUGAGCCGGCACUUUGGCGGGGCGGUGGACGCGCCGCUGUGCGCCCUGCGCGCCGUCUUCGUGUCGCACAUGCACGCCGACCACCACACGGGGCUCAUUAAUUUACUGCUGCACCGAGAGAGAGCCUUGAGUGCACUGGGGAGACCCUGGAAGCCGCUCAUCGUGAUCGGGCCUCCCAAAAUCAUGAACUGGCUCAACAUCUACCAUGAGCACUGCCAGGCAGUCCUCCACCUGCUGACGUUUAUUCCAUCUCAGACUUUCCUGAAAAUCUCCCAGGACUCUGAGGAUCUUCCCGAGUCGGUGCAUGACCUCUACAAGGAACUGGACAUCAGCCACUUUGAGACGUGCUAUGUGCACCACUGCUUCAACGCGUUUGGAUGCGCGCUGACUCACGCGUCUGGCUGGAAAGUGGUGUUCUCGGGAGACACGAUGCCUUGCGAGGCGCUCAUCAGCAUGGGAAAGGGGGCGACGCUGCUCAUCCACGAGGCGACGCUGGAGGACGGCCUGGAGGAGGAGGCUCUGGAGAAGACGCACAGCACCACAUCCCAGGCGAUCGACGUGGGCGUCCGCAUGGGCGCCGAGUUCACGCUGCUCAACCACUUCAGCCAGAGAUACGCCAAGAUCCCACUCAUCCAGGACCUCACGGCGCGCGUUGGAGUCACCUUCGACCACAUGCAGGUCCGGUUCUCGGACUUUUCAAUUCUCCCCAAACUGAUCCCUCCGCUCAAGGCCCUGUUCGCAGAGGACAUCGAAGAAAUGGAGGAGCGCAAGGACAAGAGGUUCAUUCGUCAGCAGCAUCAGCAGCAUCAGCAGCAGCAGCAGCAGGAUCAUCAACAGCAGAAGCAGCAUCAGCAGCAGGAUCAUCAACAGCCGAAGCAGCAGCAGCAGAAGCAGCAACGGAAUCAGGCGCAGCAGAAUCAGUCGCAAGAGGAGCAGAGGAAGCGGCAGCAGCAGCAGAAGCAACAGCAGCAGCAGGAUCAUCAACAGCAGAAGCAGAAUCAGUCGCAAGAGGAGCAGUCGAAGCGUGCCGAUGCGUCGGAUGAACCAGCAGCACUUCCCACGGUGGAAACCUCGUCAGAGGCCUCGGAACAAUCGUCGGUGAAGAGGAGCGCCCCGACUCCUCCCGGCGAGGCGGCGAGCGACGACGAGGAGGACGGAGCGAAGCGAGCGAGGCUGGCGAAGGGGGGCGGGGAGGGGGCAGCCUCGCCGUUGUCCUGAGCGAGCGAGAGGGAGAGAAAGAUCGUCGCGAUGGGCGGCGGAGAGAGGAGAGAGAAGCGGCGGGUGGGAGUCGUGGCAGAGUUGGGAAGAGAGAGAGACUCUCUGUUUGGUAUCCGCACGCCCGGGUCUCGGUGUCCCGUGAGACUCGAUUCCAGGAGGGGGACCUCGGAUUUUUCAGGGGGUGGGGGUGGGAGUUCGUUCGAUUCUAGGACGCUCCGCUGAACAGAUUUGGUUUGUAAGAGGAACGUGUUGGGGACGAAUCGUCGUUCCGUUUUCCGUUGAGAAACAAAGUUGAGUUGUUGCCGGAGCGUGUGCGCAUAACAUCCCGGCAACCAAAAAGUUGUGACACCUGUUAGAAGUGGAACUAAAAUUGGCUUAAAUUUCGAUUUAAAGCUUUCGUGACUGCAGGGAUUCAUCUUCUUGGCUCUUUCGGUAAAGUCACGUAGAAGGGAAAUACUAAAAUAAUAAAAAUUUAACAAUAAAAUAAGUGCUUUAUUUCUAAUUACAUUUUUUUCUUUUUUUAUGUUUCAUUUUUAUUUUAUUAUUUCCCUUCUACGUUACUUUACCGAAAGAACAAAGAAGAUAAAAUUGUCUUAUUUUUUUUUAUUAGAAACGUGCGUCUUUAAUUAAUAUAUAUAACAAACAAAAAAUCUAAGUCACAACUUGGUUUGGAGCAAAGUCCCCGGCGAUGUUUCCGUGGUGCAUUAGCAACGCGGCGGUGUUACAGCAUCCUGUGAUGAUCACAACGCGGCAACAGAUGCUUGAAGCGAGGAUCUCAGCGGUGCCAGCUCCGUGUCUCUUGACACGACCAUUAUGACCCCCCCCCCCAAUAACAAGACACCCAGACAGCCAGGAUACCAGCGGUGUUGGCAGUGUCUCUUGACACGGCCAUUAUGACCCCCCAAUAACAAGACACCCAGACAGCCAGGAUAUCAGCGGUGUUGGCAAUGUCUCUUGACACGGCCAUUGACCCCCCAAUAACAAGACACCCAGACAGCCAGGAUAUCAGCGGUGUUGGCAGUGUCUCUUGACACGGCCAUUAUGACCCCCCAAUAACAAGACACCCAGACAGCCAGGAUAUCAGCGGUGUUGGCAAUGUCUCUUGACACGGCCAUUUACCCCCCAAUAACAAGACACCCAGACAGCCAGGAUAUCAGCGGUGUUGGCAGUGUCUCUUGACACGGCCAUUAUGACCCCCCAAUAACAAGACACCCAGACAGCCAGGAUAUCAGCGGUGUUGGCAGUGUCUCUUGACACGGCCAUUAUGACCCCCCAAUAACAAGACACCCAGACAGCCAGGAUAUCAGCGGUGUUGGCAAUGUCUCUUGACACGGCCAUUUACCCCCCAAUAACAAGACACCCAGACAGCCAGGAUAUCAGCGGUGUUGGCAGUGUCUCUUGACACGGCCAUUAUGACCCCCCAAUAACAAGACACCCAGACAGCCAGGAUAUCAGCGGUGUUGGCAAUGUCUCUUGACACGGCCAUUUACCCCCCAAUAACAAGACACGCAGACAGCCAGGAUAUCAGCGGUGUUGGCAGUGUCUCUUGACACGGCCAUUAUGACCCCCCAAUAACAAGACACCCAGACAGCCAGGAUAUCAGCGGUGUUGGCAAUGUCUCUUGACACGGCCAUUUACCCCCCAAUAACAAGACACGCAGACAGCCAGGAUAUCAGCGGUGUUGGCAGUGUCUCUUGACACGGCCAUUUACCCCCCAAUAACAAGACACCCAGACAGCCAGGAUAUCAGCGGUGUUGGCAGUGUCUCUUGACACGGCCAUUAUGACCCCCCAAUAACAAGACACGCAGACAGCCAGGAUAUCAGCGGUGUUGGCAAUGUCUCUUGACACGGCCAUUUACCCCCCAAUAACAAGACACGCAGACGGCCAGGAUAUCAGCGGUGUUGGCAGUGUCUCUUGACACGGCCAUUAUGACCCCCCAAUAACAAGACACCCAGACAGCCAGGAUAUCAGCGGUGUUGGCAAUGUCUCUUGACACGGCCAUUUACCCCCCAAUAACAAGACACGCAGACAGCCAGGAUAUCAGCGGUGUUGGCAGUGUCUCUUGACACGGCCAUUUACCCCCCAAUAACAAGACACCCAGACAGCCAGGAUAUCAGCGGUGUUGGCAGUGUCUCUUGACACGGCCAUUAUGACCCCCCAAUAACAAAACACGCAGACAGCCAGGAUAUCAGCGGUGUUGGCAAUGUCUCUUGACACGGCCAUUUACCCCCCAAUAACAAGACACCCAGACAGCCAGGAUAUCAGCGGUGUUGGCAGUGUCUCUUGACACGGCCAUUAUGACCCCCCAAUAACAAGACACCCAGACAGCCAGGAUAUCAGCGGUGUUGGCAGUGUCUCUUGACACGGCCAUUAUGACCCCCCAAUAACAAGACACCCAGACAGCCAGGAUAUCAGCGGUGUUGGCAGUGUCUCUUGACACGGCCAUUAUGACCCCCCAAUAACAAGACACGCAGACAGCCAGGAUCUCAGCCGCGUGGUGACGUUUCAGAAAUUGCCCCUUGAGAGCAACGUGGCCAUGAUGGGUUGACGGCCGGUUGGUCACAACGAAAGACGGGGGAGAUGUUUUGUAUUUUAUUGCAACUUGCCGACUCCCGUGUGCCCCUACUGGACAUCUCGUGCGAAAGAGCUUCACGACUCAUCGGAUUCCUCCUCCAGCCCAAAAUAAAGAUUCUCAUUCCGGUUUGUGGUUUAUUUUUUAAAUCCUUUAUAUUAAGUUUGCUUGCUUGCUUAGGACCGUGCAAAUCUUUCGGUCGUGUUUUAACCCACUUUCCGUGAUCCAAUCGAGCUGACGGUUUGCACACAGACUCGUUGUGCGUGACAAUUAAUGUUCGUGAAUUUUUUUUUCCAAAAUUUUACACUGUUUAGGGAAAACAAAUUAAAUAUUUAAUUACCAAUUACUUAAUACUGGCAGGCAAUCAUCUGACCCAUAGGUGGCAGCCAUCUCAAGCCAGAGGACGAGAGGACUCUAGCCGCCACGCAUAUAAAGGAUUUAUCGUGAAAAACUUUGUUUUUACGGGUUAUACUUGUUACAUUUUUAUUCCAGCAGUUCAAUCGGUGCGCUUGAGCUUGUAGCGGCAUCGUGACGCGCUCCGCUAGCCGCGUGCGCAGGAGGUUCUUUAAGUGACUAGCUGUGUCGUGACUUAAUAAACAAAGGGGGCCCCUCAGCCCAUCUCGUUGUUCACAA
Lethenteron reissneri (Far Eastern brook lamprey) is the source of this 6206-nucleotide messenger RNA. It is a transcript of the gene ELAC2, whose product is annotated as elaC ribonuclease Z 2. NCBI's taxonomy places the organism in Eukaryota, Metazoa, Chordata, Hyperoartia, Petromyzontiformes, Petromyzontidae. The record is from RefSeq and is a predicted model, not a curated record. Gene Ontology annotation, molecular function: 3'-tRNA processing endoribonuclease activity. Gene Ontology annotation, cellular component: mitochondrion. Gene Ontology annotation, biological process: mitochondrial tRNA 3'-end processing.